UUUGUGCAUUCCUAGCUUAUCCUGGGGAGGGGGGGAGGAAGGGAGGGAGGGAGGAGGGGCGCCUAUAAACCCAUCUCCAGCCAAAAACCCAGCCAGAGAGUUAAAGGAAGCCACAGCCAGGAUGAGCUUAGACCUCAGUUCCCCCAAGCCUGGGCCGGGGUCCUUGGAAUGCGACGGGGGGGUCCCUACUGGGACCUCGCCGCUGACCCCCCCUCCUUAUGCCGGGGAGGGGGCUCUGGAACUGCGAGGGUCCUUGGAUUGCUGGGCUUGCGCGGUGCUGGUGACUCUCCAAAACUUGCUGGUCGGUGCGCUCAACCUCCUCUUGGCCGGAUGCGUCUUUGGGUUGAUUCUGCUGCCGGCUGGGGUCCUUUUGGGCUUCGGAUUUCUCUGCCAUUCCAAGUUCCUGAACACCCAGGAGCCCUACUGCGCUGACCAUUUGCACGACGCGGCCGCCGUGGGCCUGUUGGUGGUGGGCUUCACCCUGCUGGUGCCCCUCCUGGUCUUGGCCCUGGCCGCCUACUGUCGCCUGGCGCGCCGCCUGCAGCUCGGCUACUGCCUGGUGCCCUACAGCAAAGCCAUUUACAAGAACCUGCCCGCCAGUCGCUACCACAGUGUGGGCUGUUGCGGCUGUUGCUCGCAGCACCUGGAUGCGGCCGGGGAAAAAGUGUGGGUGUGAGGAGGGGGGAGGGUCUGGGGAUAGGGGGAAGGAGAGGCCCGCCAAAGGAAUCGGAAAGGCCUAGCAAAAACACCCGGAUGGAAUGGACUGGCUUCUCUUGGGCACGGAGGAGGUGGCUGGCACAAAUUCCGAAUGUCGAGCAGAAAACGAAACGGGUUGAUUUUAGCCGCCAGGAAAAGAAAAUGGAAGUUUUGAUUCGGUCUCCCUAAGCGAGGACCUCAAAGUUUCUCCUACUCCAUCUGGCUAAUGGAUCUGGAACCCCCCCCCCCUCUCGAACUCAGGACACGCCUGCUUGUUUGUCCCAUGUUGCUGCUUUGCAAAGUGGUGUUUUCCAACCUCGCCGAUUUUUUAAAAGGGAUGGAAUUCAAUUCCCAGAAUGCCCCAGCUAGGCAUUCCGGGAGUUGAAGUCGAUCUCUCAGAAAGUUGCGGAAUUGGAAAACAGACAGCUAAUGCAUUUACGGAAAUUGCUGCGAAUGAAUUAACCAGACAUUCUCUUUAUUAUUAUUAUUAUUAUAUACUUUGUACUUCGA
This is a messenger RNA of Pantherophis guttatus, 1206 nucleotides long. It is a transcript of the gene TMEM88, whose product is annotated as transmembrane protein 88. Gene Ontology annotation, molecular function: PDZ domain binding. NCBI's taxonomy places the organism in Eukaryota, Metazoa, Chordata, Lepidosauria, Squamata, Colubridae. Gene Ontology annotation, cellular component: plasma membrane. Gene Ontology annotation, biological process: negative regulation of canonical Wnt signaling pathway. The record is from RefSeq and is a predicted model, not a curated record.